GUUCCUUUAUUAUCUCAAUAAUAGAAGCAUUUUAUAGAUUUAACCAGUUGCUAAAAAAAACCCUGUCAAUCCCUUUCUGCAAUUGCUUUCUAAAAAAGCGGUGUUAUAUUGCUUCAAUCUCAAUCAUACUAUAAUGGCUUCGUCUUCUUUUUCUCUUUCUCCUCUAUCUUCUCUGCCACGAAAUUGGAAGCAUCAUGUCUUCCCGAGCUUCCAUGGAGCAGACGUCCGCAAAUCCUUUCUCAGUCACAUUCUGAAGGAGUUCAGAAGCAAAGGAAUUAGCACUUUCAUUGACAAUGAUAUCGAGAGGAAUAAGUCGAUCGGUCCCCAGCUCAUCGAUGCUAUUAAAGGAUCGGAAAUUGGGAUUGUCUUGCUCUCCAAGAACUAUGCUUCUUCGUCUUGGUGCCUAAACGAGUUAGUGGAGAUCAUGAAGUGUAGGACAGAGCUUGGUCAGACAGUAAUGACCAUUUUCUAUGAAGUGGAUCCAGCUGAUAUAAAGAAGCAGAGGAAAGAUUUUGGGAAGUCCUUCAGAAAAACAUGUAAAGGCAAAACAAGUGACGAGAUUGAGACAUGGAAAAAAGCUUUGGAAGGUGUGGCCACCAUCGCUGGUUACCAUUCAAACAACUGGGAUAAUGAAGCAGCCAUGAUCGAAAAAAUAGCAACUGAUGUUUCAAACUUGUUGAAUAAUUCCACGACAUCAAGAGAUUUCAAGGAAUUGGCUGUGUCCGGAGCUCAUAUGGAAAAAAGGAAUUUUUUUUUUUUGAAUGUCUAAGAGGUUCUGGACAUGUAAGCCUAUGCAUUCUCUUAUGGCGAAGUCUGUACCAUCUAAUUUAAUUUUUAUUUGAAGAGUAAACCUUUUUCAACUCGA
Messenger RNA from Raphanus sativus (radish), 865 nucleotides. RefSeq names its product probable disease resistance protein RPP1. Lineage: Eukaryota; Viridiplantae; Streptophyta; Magnoliopsida; Brassicales; Brassicaceae. The coding region runs from base 134 to 769 and encodes 211 amino acids. The transcript has 2 exons. The record is from RefSeq and is a predicted model, not a curated record. Gene Ontology annotation, biological process: signal transduction.